AGGCCAGUCAUGUGACAGCCCUGUAGUAAUGCUGCCGCACGCGCUGGAGCUAUGAGUAGUCUCGCGCUCACGGCUUUGCAAUGAGAAGCUCGUCUCAAGGGCAAAGCCACGUCACUUUACUCACUGCAAUAGUUUGGCCGAGAGAAAAGGGACCGGACAGCAGCAACAACUGAUACACAGGAUUUGAGACACACUCAAGGAACGGAUUCAUUUGUGACGGACAGCCAAGCACGGGACGGGGUUUUCUGGACAGGUGGUGACCAGGAAUGGUGGAUCACUUGCUAGUGAAUGAAGAAACCUUCCUUCCUUACAGUCGCUCCUUGACUGCCCACCACCACCGGUCGGAUAUGGUGACAGACGAGGGGGUUUACCAGGUGCUGCCUUCUCCUUUCUCAGAGGACGAGCUCAGUGACUCGUCCAGUUCGUGUUGUUGCUCUAGUCCUGAGUCCCAGGUGUUGGGCUCCAGCUGUAGCAGUGCCAGCUCCAGUGGUGAAAGCCAAGAUGGUCUCCUAGAUUUCCUGAUCUCUCAGUCUACCCUAAGCCAAACAUCUCCUUCUACGACCAUAACUCCUGCCAUGGUCCCUCCAGUUCUGCCCAUGGGUCUGGCGUGGGAGUCUCGUAGGGACCGGGCUACCAAAGAGGAAUGCUUCGAGUUCCCAAUAUUUCCUGGAGAUCUGGAGGACCAUGCUGGACUGCUGUUUCAACCCACAUUGGAGGAGAUCGAGGAGUUUCUUGAGGAGAACAUGGAAGUCAUAGCCUUGAAGGAAAAAGCAAGUGAUGGGACAUUGACUAGCACUACUGAACAGGUAUCCUCGUCAGAAUCGCAGGCGCAAAGCUUAGACCAAACAGUGCCUGUUUUCCGCGUAACAGCUGACCCUGAAACUAAAAGUGCCCAUUCCUCACUGGGACCCACCACAGAUGCUCAAAAUGGGGUGAAAAAGGAGGAAUCCUCUGAGAAGGCUUCAGUGGUGGAGAAUUCAGGGGUGCCGGUCAUCCUGCAAAUCCAGCCCAUUCAGAUCAAGCAGGAGCCAGCUCAAAACACAGCGCCUACAACGCAGCCACCUGCCUCAGACAUCAAAAUCGCCCAGCUGCUUGUCAACAUCCAGGGCCAGACGUUCGCUUUGGUUCCUCAUGUCAUGCCACCAGCUAGCCCUAGCAGUACAUCUUCGAAGUUCGUCCGUAUAGCUCCAGUACCCAUUGCAGCCAAACCUGCAGAACUUGGGGAGAACGGAGCUGCUGGAGUCCAUGGGGCAGAGCUCCUAGUUGGGGGUCAGAAAUUCCAGAAGAACUCAGUGGCUGAUCUCAUCAAAAUGCACAAGUGCACUUUUCCAGGCUGUGCCAAGAUGUACACCAAGAGCAGCCACCUGAAGGCCCAUUUGAGGAGGCAUACAGGCGAAAAGCCCUUCGCUUGCACCUGGCCAGGCUGUGUCUGGAGGUUCUCGCGAUCGGACGAGCUGUCGCGCCACAGACGCUCUCACUCUGGAGUGAAGCCAUACCAGUGUCCUGUCUGUGAGAAGAAAUUUGCCCGCAGCGAUCACCUGUCCAAACACAUCAAAGUCCAUCGCUUUCCAAGAAGCAGCAGGACGGCACGCUCUUCAUACUGACCCCGCAUAACCCCCAACACCAGGGGCAUGGAGAGAGAGAGAGAGAGAGAGGGAGAGAGAGAGAGAGAGAGAGAGAGAGAGAGAGAGAGAGGAAGAGAGAGCACACAGAGUUAUGAGUGAGGAAAUAUGUAAGAGUGACCAUGUAAGAAAGGAAAGGAGAAAAGACCAUAGAAAGGGAGGAAACUGGGUGACUUCUUGAAAGAGUAUGUGUGCAGGAGCAUGAGAAGAGAAUUCUCAGUUGUGGUACUGUGAUAAUUUAUUGGUUAAAGCUGAGAGGAACUGAAGAAGAGCGUACAAAACUGUUACUUGACACAACAUCUUCAAUGAUGUCCUAAGCUUCUCUUAGAUUGUAUUUUUGUAGGGGGUUCCAUGCUAGUUUUCUAUUCUCUUUUUAUGAACAAAGAGUUGCAUUAUGUUUUAUGCAAAGUAUUUUUUCUACUCGUGAGGUAUGAACUGUUGUUGAUGUCUCUGCCUAUCUCUAAAAGCAUCAACAUUCCUUAUCUAUUACCAUUAUCAUUAUGCCUCUUCUUUUGCCAAGGUGAGUUAUUGUGUAGUUCUGCAAAACCAAAAAGAAAACCUGGGUUGGUUUGAACUACUGAUCAUAGUCAGGACUGUGUCGUUUAUAAGCUAUUAGCAAACAUGGAGCUAAUUCACCCACCUUUUACUGCUCGUAAAACUGUGAUAAGCUUCAACUCUGUGAUCAAACGGGUUCGGAAAAUUCAUUAUAGUCCUCAGAGUUUAAGAGGAAUUCCACUGAUUUUUCAACAUUUCUGCGUAAUUAAAUUGUUACGAUGUAAACAAAGUCAUUCAGUGUGGUUUGGUGUGAAGUGCUCUGUUCUAGAGAAACUUACUGAGUCAUAAUUGUUCACAGUGGUGGUGACAGGAGCCAAAAUGACCUGUUUUUUCUGUCCUUUUCUGUUUCUGGCUGAAAUAUGUCAACAUUUUGGUCUUAUUAUCUCAAACUUUUUACUUACUAUAUUGAAAUUAAUUUGGGUCUCAUUUGCCAAUAUUAAUUGGGUCUCAUUUGCCAAUAUCUUCCUACAUUUUUCUUAAAUUUGUUCUUGAGAAAGGUCCUCAGAAAAAGUCUACGUCAGAUUCAUGACGUGUUCUUAAACCGCAGAAUUGUUCACACUUUUGUACCCUUGAGUGUGUGUAGAUUCUGUUCUUACCUAAGAACAAAUCCCAAAUAAGAAACACUGGUGAAUGUCUUUGUGAAAACUUAAGUGGGAUUUAAGAAGAGAUUUCUUCUUAAGAACGUUUCGUGAAUGAGCCCAUUUUCUUCUUUUGAAAUUUUGACCUCAUUAUCUCUAAAUUAUGACUUAUGUUCUCAAAAAUUUGACAUAGCAUCUUGAAUAAUUAAUCAUUUUUAAAAAUAAUGUCUCAAAAAAUGCAAGAUUAAAUGAUGUAAGCAAAGUCAUUUAGAGUGGUUUCAUGCACAACUUUUUUCUCUUUUCUGUUUGUCAAAAUUUUGACUUAUGUCGAAGUAAUAAAUCUUUGACUUUUAGUAUCUCAAAAUAGUGACUUUUUUCUCAAAAUAUUGGCUUAUUACAAAAUAAUAACGUUUUCUCAAAAUUUUCACUAUGUUGAGAUAAUGACUUCUUUGUGUAAAUUUUGACUUAGUCUUGCAUUUUUUAAAAAUAGUUUCUCUAAAUAUUCAUAACUAAACAGUUAAGAUUCAACCCUAUUUUACCGUUAUCAGCAUUACAGAUACAAACUCUAAAGACACAUUUAGGUUCACUGUUUUUUUUUUUUCAUUGUAGACAUUUUGACCCCUGGUAAGUUUCUCUACGAUGCAUCAACCCACUCUGAAAGACUUUGUUUACAGCCUCAAAUGUUUAAUUAUGCAGAAAUGCAGAAAAAUCAAUGGAAUUAAAUGCAGCAAAAGUCAAACACGCACAGUCAUCGUUGUCUGUUGGCUAAUAUGUGAACCAGCUGGCCUUCUGAUCAGUAUUGAAGAAGUUUUAUUUUUCAUAUUUUAAAAAACCUUAGUCUGUUUUAUCACAAUCGUUUAAUUUCUGUACUUUCUUCUUUUUGUCUUCCUGUUCGGCUCUUUCUCCUGAAAACGAAGCUAUUCAAGUAUCAAAAAAUGUGAUGUAUCUGUUGAGCCUUUAUGUUGGACUUAUUGUUUUGGGGCCAAGAUAUAAGUUCAGGCACUUAUGGUUGUAAAAUGCAUUACAACAGGAAUAGAACUGUUUGUUUGUUGUUCAGAAUGGAGAAAAUAAUCAGUGUCGGUUAAUAAGAUUAUCCUUUCUGUAUGGAAUGUCUAUGCAUUAUGUCAUGGUGUUCUUAUAUAACCGUCUGAGCAGCCUUGCACUUGGAGGUAUUCACCUUCCCUGGGACAACAAUGCCUAUCCACACUCACGCAUACACAAGAUCAGGCUGGAGCGCUUCAUCUCUGACCUUGGGUUCAUCUCAGAUAUCAGACUUUCACUGUUGUGCCAUAAUGUGUCAUAGUGGCAAAUCUGGACAACAGGAAGUGGAAAUAUAAGGUGCUAAUCUGUUUAACCUCAACCAUAGCCUGCUCCAUGAGGACUGGUUCUUCUGGACAAACUCUUCACCUUUGGGAAAUGUAGACUGGGAAACACCUGGAGUUCAAGCUGGACAUUCACAAUGGGAACUCUGCUCAUGGUCACAGCUGGACUAACGAUAUGAUACGCUGACCAUAUCUACACUUGAGGAAUGUGUGAAACGGCCAGCGAAUGCUGCUGACACGAGAGCGUUUUGUUUUGAGCAAAUCGAUGUUUUCUGCAGCAUUACUUCUGCAGCUUGAUGAAGCGUUUUGGGGAGAAUUUCACAGCUGCCUUUGGAAAUGCAGCCUGUUUGCCAAAAUAAAGCCUGAGAACGAAAGAGACACAUCAGAACCACAAUUUAGUUUGAUUAAGAGUUCAGCAGUCAAUAGGUAUUUGUGUGCUAGAGGUUGCCGGUAGUAACUUAAUGACAAUGGAAGUCCAAAUAAUUACCCGUUUUUUCUUUCUCCUUUUCGUUUUUGGCAGAAGUAUAUCAAAAUUUUGACUUGGCAUCUCAAAAUGCUGACUUAUUUUAUACAUAUUUUGACUUACUUUAUUGAAAUAAUGACUUGUUUUCUCAAAUUUCUCACAAUUUUAAAUUAAUGACUUCCUUUAAUUUUUGACUUUAUGACUUAAUUUUCUCAAAUAUUUUAUUUACUCUGUAGAAAUAUUGAAAAUUUUGCUUUAUUGAAAGUUCAACAUACUGUUUUAAAACAAUGAGUUAUUACAUUUCAAAGAAAAUUUGUCAUUAUUUGGGGAAAAUAAGUCAUUAUUUCAAGACACUAUGUCAAAUUUUUUACAUACUGCUGCCAGACACAAAGAAAGAGACACGGUUUUUUCUCCUCUAUUUGGCAGGAGAGGGCUUACAUACACGAAAGAUUAUGAUACUGCCCAUCAAAAGUGUAAAUAUUUGUGAUGCAAGCUUGGGAAUAAUGCCAAUGCCCACGCUUUUUAUUCCCCUGCCAGAACUCAAACCUUUCAGAUGUUAAAACCCCCUUUGGGCCAAAAGACUUUCAAUAUUUGCUUUUAACAACAGCUAAGCCUGCUCUUCAUACCAAGGAAGAGACUCUGAUAGCAAGUUCAUAGCUGUUUUAUGGCAACAAAACUUUACACAGGAUGGUAAGGCAUAGAAAUAUGUCCCCAAACUUUUGACGGGCAGUUUAUAUUCAACUGUCUGGUCAAUACUCAUGAAAGGAGCAGAUAACGGCCGAACCACCUGUAUUUCUAGAUAGAAUGAGCCUAAGAAACUGAUAACAGAUAACUGAUAGUGCUGCUAAUGUGCUAGAAGCACAUAGCCUAUCCAGAAUAAACAGUAUUUACAGUCAGCUAUGCUGAUCCUAUGCAGCUGUUAUGGGCAGAAACCUCUUGCACUUGUCAUGCAGACAGCAAAGGAAGGCCCAAAGAGGGGAUCCAGUCUUUGAAUGGCCUCUUACAUGCUAAUUUGUUACGCUAGCACUAGUAUAGUUCAGAUACUGAAUGCUAGCUGAUUAGCAAACACUAUGAAUUGUGUUGAUGUGGUUGCUAUUAUCUUACCACAGGCCAAGCACAUGUGGUUUAUUGUUUAGAAUUCCCUUAAGUGUGCACAUCAGGGUUUAUGAAGACAUAAUGCCUGUAAAAUUAUAGAUAAUUAGGUCAGGCAUGCUGAAUGUCUCUCUGAACCACACUUAUUGUUACGUUCAUCAGGUGUCUCACAGUUACUUUCUCUUUGUGCCUGACAGACGGCGAACCUGAGGUAGUGUACUGAUAGUGGUGCAUUCCUUCCGAUCAGUAUGACAAUGAUUUCAUUUAUGGCCAUCAAUGAAUGUAUGUAAAUGGAGUUUCACCAGAAAAGGGUCAGAUGUGAUUCUGUACAUUUCCCCAGUAAAAUUGUAAACAUAAUGUACAUAAAAGCAAUUCAAUAUGUAUAUUGUAUUAUAUAUAUAUAUAUAUAAAUAUAAAUAUAUUUUCCUGUUCUUCAUGAGAUGCAUUUACAAAUAAAAUGGAAAAGAGAACUUUUAUGAAGUUUG
This is a messenger RNA of Colossoma macropomum (tambaqui), 6117 nucleotides long. RefSeq names its product Kruppel-like factor 15 (gene klf15). Gene Ontology annotation, biological process: regulation of transcription by RNA polymerase II. Lineage: Eukaryota; Metazoa; Chordata; Actinopteri; Characiformes; Serrasalmidae. The transcript is spliced from 3 exons. Bases 267 to 1604 code for a protein of 445 amino acids. The record is from RefSeq and is a predicted model, not a curated record. Gene Ontology annotation, molecular function: DNA-binding transcription factor activity, RNA polymerase II-specific; RNA polymerase II cis-regulatory region sequence-specific DNA binding.